AUGGCCCCAACAUCACACCUCCCUUUAUUCGGUGGCAUCCGAGCCUGGAAUUCAGCUGACUGGACCUCAUCCGACGACCGCGUCCGUGGCGGAUCUUCCCACUCAACCCUAACCUGCUCACCCUCCUCGCUGGUCGCUCAUUUCCACGGAGACCUGAGACAUAACGACCCUAGGCGGAGCAGGAUUCGCUUCACAACGCACAAGAGGCGACGACCGAACAUGGGAUCUAUCGCAUCACGAUGGCUUAGAGAUUAUCACGAGAUUCUGCCCAAGAGAUCUGAUGGUCGAGAGCAGAGUAGCGUGAGCUGGGAAUUUGAUUUCCGGGUUGAGCGUCAGAAGACGAUUUUCGUCAAGUGGGAGGAUUUCAGACCGACUUAUCGUGGUAAGGAUAAGGUUGAUGCUGAGCCGUUGAAUUUGAAGAAUGUGAAGAGGUUUGGGAUUAUGGUGAGAAGUUUUUUUGGCGAUCAAGAGGGUCCUUUUGAGCUUGGUAUAAUUUCUAUCGCUGCUGUGCGGACGGAGCGCUACUUGGAUGAUCCUGAUGGUGAAGACUUGAAUGAGUAUAUGGAUGAGAAAUCGGCUCCUGGGAAGCACACUCGGAGACGCCGCGGUUGGUUUGGAGGGCUGUUCCGCUGCUUCGGUGUUUAA
Penicillium cosmopolitanum is the source of this 645-nucleotide messenger RNA. RefSeq lists its product as uncharacterized. Bases 1 to 645 code for a protein of 214 amino acids. Gene Ontology annotation, biological process: NADH dehydrogenase complex assembly. NCBI's taxonomy places the organism in Eukaryota, Fungi, Ascomycota, Eurotiomycetes, Eurotiales, Aspergillaceae. The transcript is spliced from 4 exons. The record is from RefSeq and is a predicted model, not a curated record.